Molecule: messenger RNA, 3128 nt
Organism: Didymodactylos carnosus
Lineage: Eukaryota; Metazoa; Rotifera; Eurotatoria; Philodinida; Philodinidae
Source: the annotation of a GenBank genome assembly
ACUGAAAUGGCAAUCUGUGCUCAAAGCGGAUGACAAUGAACGAUGCACUUCGAGUAUCUUUUUUAAGAACAAAAUCAUUCAUAAUACUUUUCUUCUUUCCAACUUGCAUAAGUUUGCAUAUCUUGCAUAUCUUUGACUUACAUACGGUUUUUUCCAACUAACUACCUGUUUGUCGGUGACACUUCUUGUGUCAAUACGCACUUAUCUACACAACAAUAUGACGUGUCUUUUUCAACAUGUUCUUCUCAUCUUUCACCUAUAAAACAAUGAGCUAUUCUCCUCAUAGAACUAAACAUUUCAGAAGCCAGGACAAUACAAUAUAAAGUAAGUGAUUCAUUUUACCUUUACCUUUGGUCUAACCUCUCAAGAUCUUCGUCUUCUUCCUGCAGGCCGCUAGACUAUCACAUCCUGGUUCACAAGAAAAGUGUUAUCUGAGCUGGCCAGCACCAGUGAUAAUAAAGAACAAGGUAUUGUAACUUAGUAAAAACGCUAAAAUAUAGUGUCAGUAAAUGUUUCUUGUAUGAAGUAGAAAAGCAACAGUCUUCAACAGAGGAGAUUCAAAGCAUUGCUUCGAAUCCUGAAACGAACGAUGAGCAGCAGUUGAAUACAACUAUGGACGAGACACCUCACGUACAGAGCGAAGAAGAUUAUGAUGCUGUUGGAGUCGAUAACAACGAAGAGUCCAGUCACGAUCAGAAAUUCUUGUAUGAAGUNUGGACGAGACACCUCACGUACAGAGCGAAGAAGAUUUUGAUGCUGUUGGAGUCGAUAACAACGAAGAGUCGAGUCACGACCAGGAAUUCUUGUAUGAAGUAGAAAAGCAACAGUCUUCAACAGAGGAGAUUCAAAGCAUUGCUUCGAAUCCUGAAACGAACGAUGAGCAGCAGUUGAAUACAACUAUGGACGAGACACCUCACGUACAGAGCGAAGAAGAUUUUGAUGCUGUUGGAGUCGAUAACAACGAAGAGUCGAGUCACGACCAGGAAUUCUUGUAUGAAGUAGAAAAGCAACAGUCUUCAACAGAGGAUAUUCAAAGCAUUGCUUCGAAUCCUGAAACGAACGAUGAGCAGCAGUUGAAUACAACUAUGGACGAGACAGCUCACGUACAGAGCGAAGAAGGUUUUGGUGCUGCUGCAGUCGAUAACAACGAAGAGUCGACUCACGAUCAGGAAUCCACUGAAGUCGAAGUACCUCACGACUCGUCUUCGAUCAGUGCACCUCAAACGGUGGAUAAAUCGAAAAAGAAAUGUUCAGAAAUCAAAACUGAUGAUGACUUCCUCAAUAAAGUUGAUACGUCUACUCCUGAAUUCACUCAUCCUUUGGCAGCAAGUUCGUUAAUAACGGAUGAGAAUGACCUUGUACAUGAUGGUAGUAGCCACCACGAGAUGCUAGAGCUAUCACGUCUUCCACGCCUUAACGACAAAGUUCCCUCAGAACCUACUACGUCCAAUCCCGAACUGGAAAUCCGUCGACAAAGCAUUGGUAAUGACAGUCAAACGGAAAACAAUUCCUAUGAAGGCAGAAUGCACCUUUCAAACAGCUUCGCUGGCACCUCUACACAACCGCACUUCACCUCGAAAGAUGAUGACUUUCAUCUUGCUAGUCUUCAGCACUAUUCACCCGCUUCGACUAAUACCAACAAUACCCUCUCUUCCUUAACAUUCGUCCCUCCUAAAACAAGUACCAUAAACGAAGCAAAGCCGACCGCCUCUAUUUCCUUACCACCGGCUAAACGAAAAGAAGAUUGGAUUGCAUUUUCGAAUCAUAUGACAGAUGUACUACAAAGCAGUUAUUAUAAUGUCGAAAUCGAUCAUGUGAAAAAGGCCAUGGAAUACAAUAUAUUAAUUAUGGGUUCACCACGCAUUGGUAAAAGUACAUUGAUCAAUGCUCUCACGGGUAUCACAGAUCCUAGAGAAUUAGCGGAAACAAGUGCUGGUCUCAAUGCUUGCACAUCGGAAGCUAAACGAUAUCAACUGAAGACUAAUUUACCACAAGAUCAACAAACGAAGAUCUUUUUCUGGGAUACAGUGGGAAUUGAAGCGUGGACUCAGCAGGAAGGAAAACAUGCUAUGUUCCAUUUUAUCCGAAAUAUUCAACCAAUUUGUGUUAUCUUCUGUGCAGCGCCAGGAUGUUUUGCAAAUUUGGCUCAAGUGAAAGAAACACUGGACAUGUGUCAGAAGCAUGACAUUUUCUGUGCUGCUGUUUUGACAAACAUGUGGUCAGGUAACAACAACGCGCGGAAGACAGCCAUGGCUGAUCUUGAAGGACUAUUUGUUGAUUCAGGACGAAGACAAGAGUGUAAGUUUGCCAUAAACGAUCCGAGAGAACCUUAUCAUUCUGUGACAACAUUUGGAAAUUUGGCUCUAUGUACAAUGGUCAAUAGUGAACCGUUUGAAAGCGAUUUCAGUGGUAUUUUUCCUGUUCGUGGAGUCGAUGAACUCAUUCAUUGUAUAAUGCAAUCCCUUUCUGACGAUAAACUUCUCGGCUGGUGUCAAGCAGUGCUGAACAAUCGUAGCUUUUGGGACAAAGUUCGUCAUCGCGUGGGAGAUAUAAAUUUUGGUGUUAGAAUGACAGAGCGAAAAAUUGUCACAUCCAAUGUCAUUCUUUGUGGCGCUCCACGAGUAGGGAAAAGCACUUUAAUCAAUGCAAUCUGCCAAAAAUAUCUUGCUGAAACGAGUGCUGGCCUUGGUUCUUGUACGCAAGGUAUCAGAGGCUACAAGACAAUAUCAUCUGAGGAAAACACUUCUUCCAAUAUUCAACAUGAAACAAUUUUCUGGGACACACCGGGGUUUGAGUCGUGGGAAGAAAACUUUGUUCGUGGAACAUUUACUACCCUUUUGGAUCAAACCAAUCCAUUGUGCAUGAUUUAUUGUGCAUCACCUGGCUCUUAUGCCGAUAUGGUUCAAGUGGAAUGGUUUGUACACGAAUGUAUUAAACGAACCAUUUUCGUUGCACUCGUAUGUACAAAUAUGUGGAAAGAUAAAAAAUUACGAUUAGCUCUCUAUCGAGAAUUCCUUAGUCUGCUCGAAAAGACCAAACUACCAAAUGAUGUACGACGUGAAGCCAAUGAUGUCAUCUACUUUGAGAAGAAUUAUAUUAUUGAAGUUAAUACAUUUUUGAUGUCAUAA